Molecule: messenger RNA, 1450 nt
Organism: Trifolium pratense (red clover)
Lineage: Eukaryota; Viridiplantae; Streptophyta; Magnoliopsida; Fabales; Fabaceae
Product: short-chain dehydrogenase TIC 32 B, chloroplastic
Exons: 8
Coding region: 102-1097 (331 amino acids)
Source: RefSeq, a predicted model, not a curated record
AUCAAUAAAGUUAUAUAUAUGUAUGUGGUUUAAAACUAGUUCCACACACGAAUGCUUUAAUUAAAUUCCUUGUGUUGUGAGCAUCAAAUUAAAGCAAAAGAAUGAAGGAAACAAUAAGGUACUUAGCAGGCAUUGCAGGGCCUAGUGGUUUUGGCUCAAAUUCAACUGCAGAACAAGUCACUCAACAUUGCUCUUUUCUACCUUCAAAUCUAACUGCUCUCAUCACUGGUGCCACUUCUGGUAUUGGAGCUGAAACAGCUAGAGUGUUAGCAAAAAAAGGAGUGAGAGUUGUGGUUGGUGCUAGAGACAUGAAAAAAGCUAUGAAAGUGAGAGAAAAAAUCCAAGAGGAGAGUCCUAAUGCUGAGGUUAUUCUAUUGGAGAUUGAUCUUAGUUCUCUUGCUUCUGUAAAGAGAUUUUGUUCAGAGUUUUUAGCUUUAGAUUUGCCUCUUAAUAUUCUCAUAAACAAUGCAGGAGUAUACUCUCAGGAUCUGGAAUUCUCUGAAGAGAAAAUUGAAUUGACAUUUGCUACAAAUUAUUUAGGACAUUUUCUGCUGACAAAGAUGUUACUAGAGAAAAUGAUAGAUACUGCAAACAUGACAGGAAUUCAAGGAAGAAUAAUAAAUGUUUCUUCAGUAAUUCAUAGCUGGGUGAAAAGAUCUUGCUUUAGUUUUAAAGACAUGCUCAGUGGAAAAAAUUACAAUGGAACACGUGCAUAUGCUCAAUCAAAAUUAGCCAUGAUUCUGCAUGUCAAGGAAAUGACUAGACAACUAAAGGCAAGGAAUGCAAGAGUAACUAUUAAUGCAGUGCAUCCAGGCAUUGUGAGGACAGGAAUUAUAAGAGCACAUAAGGGCUUAAUACAGGAUUCCUUCUUUUUCAUUGCAUCAAAGCUGCUCAAAACAAUAUCACAGGGUGCAUCAACGACAUGUUACGUUGCUCUAAGCCAACAAAUAGAAGGGGUGAGUGGGAAAUACUUUACUGAUUGCAAUGAGAGUACCUGCUCAAGUUUUGCAAAGGACGAAUCAGAAGCUAAAAAACUAUGGAACAAUACAAAUACCUUACUUCACAAACGCCUAAGGGCAUGUUUGGAUUGGCGGUGAUAUUUGACAAAUGUUGCAUUUUGGAGCCUCAAUCGACAAACUCACCGUUCAUCCAAAAAUAAAUUAAGACAAGCAGUAACUGGAAGUCCUUCUUCCUUCUUUUCUAGAACCUGUGUCUAGACAUCGUGCAUAUAUAUGUGUGUAUAAUUAUCUGUUUAUGAUUAAGUAGAAGCCAAUACUAGAGUUUUAAAAGGAAAAUAAAACUACUCCAUUAUCAAAGGGAAGAGGAUUUAGUUUUAGAGUAAAUAAAUAAUACCUAAUUUCUUUCAUUAGUUGGAGGAUGUAUGCAUGAUACAUCAUCAUUUAUUGUACAAAUAAGAGAUUAUAAAGCAUAAAAUCAAUAUCUUUGUUGA